UGGUGGGACAGGUGAGCAGUGUGGUGGGACAGGUGAGCGGUGUGAUGGGACAGGUGAGCAGUGCGGUGGGACAGGUGAGCGGUGUGAUGGGACAGGUGAGCAGUGCGGUGGGACAGGUGAGCGGUGUGAUGGGACAGGUGAGCAGUGCGGUGGGACAGGUGAGCGGUGUGAUGGGACAGGUGAGCAGUGCGGUGGGACAGGUGAGCGGUGUGAUGGGACAGGUGAGCAGUGCGGUGGGACAGGUGAGCGGUGUGAUGGGACAGGUGAGCAGUGCGGUGGGACAGGUGAGCGGUGUGAUGGGACAGGUGAGCAGUGCGGUGGGACAGGUGAGCGGUGUGAUGGGACAGGUGAGCAGUGCGGUGGGACAGGUGAGCGGUGUGAUGGGACAGGUGAGCAGUGCGGUGGGACAGGUGAGCGGUGUGAUGGGACAGGUGAGCAGUGCGGUGGGACAGGUGAGCGGUGUGAUGGGACAGGUGAGCAGUGCGGUGGGACAGGUGAGCGGUGUGAUGGGACAGGUGAGCAGUGCGGUGGGACAGGUGAGCGGUGUGAUGGGACAGGUGAGCAGUGCGGUGGGACAGGUGAGCGGUGUGAUGGGACAGGUGAGCAGUGCGGUGGGACAGGUGAGCGGUGUGAUGGGACAGGUGAGCAGUGCGGUGGGACAGGUGAGCGGUGUGAUGGGACAGGUGAGCAGUGCGGUGGGACAGGUGAGCGGUGUGAUGGGACAGGUGAGCAGUGCGGUGGGACAGGUGAGCGGUGUGAUGGGACAGGUGAGCAGUGCGGUGGGACAGGUGAGCGGUGUGAUGGGACAGGUGAGCAGUGCGGUGGGACAGGUGAGCGGUGUGAUGGGACAGGUGAGCAGUGCGGUGGGACAGGUGAGCGGUGUGAUGGGACAGGUGAGCAGUGCGGUGGGACAGGUGAGCGGUGUGAUGGGACAGGUGAGCAGUGCGGUGGGACAGGUGAGCGGUGUGAUGGGACAGGUGAGCAGUGCGGUGGGACAGGUGAGCGGUGUGAUGGGACAGGUGAGCAGUGCGGUGGGACAGGUGAGCGGUGUGGUGGGAUAGGUGAGCAGUGCGAUGGGACAGGUGAGCGGUGCGGUGGGAUAGGUGAGCAGUGUGGUGGGACAGGUGAGCAGUGUGGUCCUUUGAGCUGUGGUGGUGGGACAGGUGAGCGGUGUGGUGGGACAGGUGAGCAGUGCGGUCCUUUGAGCUGUGGUGGUGGCAGUGGACCGGGAAAUCAGUGGAUGCACUGGGAGGCGGUUGCGGAGGUAAACUUA
This is a messenger RNA of Myotis brandtii (Brandt's bat), 1273 nucleotides long. RefSeq lists its product as uncharacterized. Lineage: Eukaryota; Metazoa; Chordata; Mammalia; Chiroptera; Vespertilionidae. Gene Ontology annotation, biological process: signal transduction. The transcript is spliced from 2 exons. Gene Ontology annotation, cellular component: membrane. The coding region runs from base 45 to 1061 and encodes 338 amino acids. The record is from RefSeq and is a predicted model, not a curated record.